UCUAUUAAUAUUUUAUAAUUAAUGAUAAACAAUUAUGGAUCUAGACGAUCCUGGUGAGGAUUCAGUGGAAAUAAAUCAAGUGAAUCCUUCAUCACCAAUUCUUGAAACUAGAAGAAGCAGUAGAAUUAGAAGUGUGCACGAUUCUAGCAUAAUUACUGGUCAUAUUGUACAAGAAGAAAAUAGUAGUAAUAGUAAUGAUAUAGUUGUAGUUAAGACUGAUGAUGUUAAAGUGGUGGAUGUCAAAUGUAACAAAAAACGAGCCCUAAGUGUCUCAGACAACGACGACGAUGAUGAAGAGGGUACUUUAUGUCCAAUAUGUUUCGACUACUGGACUAAUUCAGGUGAUCAUCGCUUGACUUCUUUAAAAUGUGGGCACUUAUUCGGACACUGUUGUAUCAAGCGUUGGCUCAAAGGCGAGACAAAAAAUUGUCCGACUUGCAAAAUGAAAGCACACAUUCGUGAUCUGCGUUUUAUUUACGCAAAGACUCUCAAAGUACAAGACACUAGCGAGUUAGAAUUCAUGAAAGAAAAACUGGAUAAAGUCACAGCCGAGAAAUCCAAGCUGGAACUACAAUAUCAAUCCUGCAUUAUUAAACUACAAUUACUCUCUGAAGAGAACGAAAAACUUAAACAAUCCUCUAUCACCCCAAAUAAUACUUCCUCUAGUCAUUGUAAAACUCAAUUAAUUGAUUUGUACAAAGAUAAGACUAUAGAGAUGUCCAGCGAUGCUGGGUGUAGAGUUUUUUCAUACAAUCCGCAUUAUCAAUUGCUGGCGGUGUCUCAGAAGUCUCAGGGGAAUAUUUUUGCUGGUUUUGGAGUCAGGUUGAUUGAUAUGAAAUUGUGUAAGACGCUACAGUUUGUUUAUUUGAGCCAGAAACAGAUUCGGCAUAUUGAAUUUAGUACGCUGAAUGUGGAUUUGUUGCUGACUGUGUCUUUGGAUAAAACUGCAAAGAUUUAUGACGUCCAAAGAAAAACCAUUAUCCUAGUCGUCAAUACAGAAAUUCAAUUGUGGUCUUGCUGUUGGGAUGGAAGCAACCCGAAUUUAUUUUAUGUGGGCGGACAGUCUGGAACAUUUUUGAAAUUCGAUUUAAAUAAUGCACAGGAGUGUCUGGAUACGUUCAAGCUCGAUGACAUGUCACCAGCCAUUUCCAUCCGUGCAGUUCCAGCCUCACCAGGUGCCCCUUUGCCCUACGGAGGAGUCUUAGUGUGCACCCUGAAAUCCUGUUGGGUCGUGGACACAAUCGAUGAAUCUAAGAAGACCUUCAAGUUGCCCUUCGAAGGCUCCUUUGUUAGUCUGUCCUACGACAGAAGUUCUGACCACAUACUGAUAUCUGCGAGGCCCUGUUCCAAGUUCAAGAAUUCGAGACACAUCGUGGCCACUUUGGAUAAAGUCGAUGACAUCAUAACUGCUCGGGUGGUCCACGAAUUUUUGGGAGGACAGUUUCAGGAUGUUAUGUCGAGAUCGACACAGAUAAUCUUCAACAACGAACACUACGUGGCAGUCUACGACAACCACUACAAGAGCUACAUCAUCUGGAGUAUGAAAACCGAGAAGAAGGUCAAGACGCUGCCAGUGUCGAAUCCCGUUCUCGAUCUGUGCGCAGCACAAGUCGAAUCGAAUAUGUAUCUUUUAGCACUAACCGAGACCUCUUUGUAUUUGUAUAGGACGAGAGUGGUCGUUUGA
Ctenocephalides felis (cat flea) is the source of this 1684-nucleotide messenger RNA. RefSeq names its product E3 ubiquitin-protein ligase RFWD3-like. The transcript has 4 exons. Gene Ontology annotation, biological process: interstrand cross-link repair; protein ubiquitination. NCBI's taxonomy places the organism in Eukaryota, Metazoa, Arthropoda, Insecta, Siphonaptera, Pulicidae. Bases 35 to 1684 code for a protein of 549 amino acids. Gene Ontology annotation, cellular component: nucleus. Gene Ontology annotation, molecular function: protein binding; ubiquitin protein ligase activity. The record is from RefSeq and is a predicted model, not a curated record.